UAUAUAAAGAAAAUUAGGAAAAAUAAAAAGUCUAUAUGGAUCCUCUCUCAGAAAUCUUCUCUUUUCAUGAAAUCCAAGAUUAUGAUCUUUAUCAUCAGGAGAUUCAGAUCCCCUCUACUCCAUGUCAAAUACCCCAACAAGAUUUGGUCAAGGUUGACACUAAUUCCUUGGCAAGAAAUGAUACUAAUAAAAAGAAAAGAUCAAGAAGAUUAUUAUCAAGUGUUUCAAAAGACAGUACUAGUAAUGAGAUCAUGGAUCAAAACAAGCUCAUAAAAAGAAUUGCACAUAGAGAUAUUGAAAGACAAAGGAGGCAAGAAAUGGCUCAUCUUUAUGCUUCUCUUAGAUCACAUCUUCCUCUUGAAUUUCUCAAGGGAAAACCUUCGGCAUCAGAUCAUUUGGAACAAGCUAUGAAUUACAUCCAACACCUUGAGAAUAAUAUUAAUGAUUUUGAAAAAAAGAGAGACAAGCUGAAUCUUUUUGCCCAUUAUUCCAACAGGGAGGAUAAGGAAAGCAUCCAUAAAUAUAAUUUAGAAGAGCAUGUGACAGUGAAUUCUUGUCAAGAUGGUCUGGAGAUUUUGAUCAAAAACAAGUUUGGAAAAGAAGGGCUUCCUCUUUCAAAAGUGCUUGAAGAACUCAUGAAGAGAAAAUUAAAUGUUGUUACUUGUGUUUCUACUACAGUAGAUGAAACAUCCCUCCACAAAAUUCAGGUUGAGGACACCGAUGUUUCAUGCAUGGAUGUAUCUACACUUGAAGAAAAGCUAGCCGAGAUGAUGCUUAAUUUGUCUUAAGAGGAGGUUCAUGAGUAAUGGUGGCAAUGGUGAGCAUAAGAACAGGUAGGGGUAGGCAGAAGAAGUAUUGGGAAGAGGUGGUUACGCAAGUCAUGUCAUAUAUUCAACUUACCGAGGACACUACACUUAAAAAUAUGAAAUCGAAAAUUAGGGUAGAAGAUUAAUAGGUACUCGAGCAUAUUUCUUUUGCAUACCAGUAAUAUUAGUAUUAUUCUCGUAUUUUUUUUAUUCUUAGA
Nicotiana tabacum (common tobacco) is the source of this 1024-nucleotide messenger RNA. RefSeq names its product transcription factor bHLH118-like. Lineage: Eukaryota; Viridiplantae; Streptophyta; Magnoliopsida; Solanales; Solanaceae. Gene Ontology annotation, molecular function: protein dimerization activity; RNA polymerase II transcription regulatory region sequence-specific DNA binding; DNA-binding transcription factor activity, RNA polymerase II-specific. Gene Ontology annotation, cellular component: RNA polymerase II transcription regulator complex. Gene Ontology annotation, biological process: regulation of transcription by RNA polymerase II. The record is from RefSeq and is a predicted model, not a curated record.